Messenger RNA from Caenorhabditis remanei, 1371 nucleotides. RefSeq lists its product as uncharacterized. The transcript has 7 exons. Bases 1 to 1371 code for a protein of 456 amino acids. Gene Ontology annotation, molecular function: protein serine/threonine phosphatase activity. Gene Ontology annotation, cellular component: cytoplasm; nucleus. The record is from RefSeq and is a predicted model, not a curated record. Lineage: Eukaryota; Metazoa; Nematoda; Chromadorea; Rhabditida; Rhabditidae.
AUGAUUGCUCGAAUCGAGAAAUUUGGAAGUUUGGAAGGAUUCGCAGAUAGUGAUAUACUCGAAAUGUUGAAAAUGAUGAAAGAGCUACUGGAACCUCUUCCAUGUCUCCUGGAACUUGUCGCCCCUGUCAUUGUAUUCGGUGAUAUUCAUGGACAACUGUCGGAUCUUUUAGAAUUUGUGAAACAAGUUGGUCGUCCACCAGAUUUCCAAUAUCUUCUUCUUGGUGACUACGUGGAUCGUGGCGAUAAAUCAUUAGAAACUGUCGUCUGGCUCUUUUGUAUGAAGAUUCUUUUCCCGAAGAAAGUACAUUUGCUACGUGGAAAUCAUGAAGUUCGACGUGUCAAUGCAUUGUAUGGAUUCAAGGAGGAAUUGGUUCGGAAACGGAAUGAUCAUAUGUGGAAAGUUUUCAAUGAUGUGUUCGCCGAGCUUCCGAUUUGUGCCAGUAUCAAUCGAAAAAUUCUUUGUAUGCACGGAGGAAUUUCAACAGAAAUCAAGAGUUGGCUAACGCUAUCUGAGAUGAGUAAAUCUCGUUUCCACAAAGACUGUGAAAAUGGAAUUGUUGUCCAAAUGUUGUGGGCGGAUCCGAAUCGAAACGAAGACAAAUGUCGAUUCAAUCGUCCACGUGGAAUAUCGAAUCUAUUCGGACAAACAGCAAUUGAAGAGCUCUGCACUGCACUUGACAUUGACCUAGUUAUCAGAGCACAUGAAUUGAAAGAUAAUGGAUACGCAUUUGAAUUCGAUAAUCAGCUUCUCACUGUAUUCUCGGCUCCAUAUUAUUCUGGAUGCAAUUCAAAUUCGGGUUCUGUUGUGACGAUCAGCAGAAGUUUGAAACUGAGAAUUGUGACAUUGAAACCGAUUAGAGGGCAUGAUUCGAUGGUUUUGGAGAGGCAGACGGCUGAGGAAUUCGAGGGAAACUUCCAACCAUUUAACGAUGAUCCACUGAAAACUGUUACUUGUCAAUACAAUAUGCCCAAAGAUCGAGAAAUGGAUCAACAUAUUGAUAGUCAUUCAAUGUUCGCUCAUGAAACGAAACACUGUAAAAAGCUUAACGAGGGACCGCUGAAACCGCUUGUCUGUGUGAAAACUGCUGAAGAGAAUACAGCAUUGGCGACAAUUCGCAAAACGAUGAAAGGAUAUGGAAUGGCGAUUAGUUUGAAAGAUGAAUCAAUGUCACUUGAAUCAAUUCGUCGUAAACUUGGAAUCACCAGUGGAAAGGAUAAGGAGAAGGAAAAGGAUAAAGAUAAGGAUAUUCUCCCUCCUCCGCCGCCGCCACCGCCGCCUGUAACACCUGUGAAAACGCCAACUCCUGAUCCUCCUGCAUCAUCUCCUCCGGUUCCACCUUCUCCACACAAUUCUGCUGAAUCUGCCUAA